Molecule: messenger RNA, 43629 nt
Organism: Coregonus sp. 'balchen'
Lineage: Eukaryota; Metazoa; Chordata; Actinopteri; Salmoniformes; Salmonidae
Source: the annotation of a GenBank genome assembly
AUGAAAAUAGUCACAGGUAAAUGGGUUGACUGGCCCUCUGCUUUGCGUGGUGCUGUGGUGCCGUGCAGUAGUAGCUAAGAGGAUGCAGCAGUCUUAUGAAUGGUGUGUAAUGUAUUAGUGUUUUAUGGUUGUUGCUGGAAGAGAGAAAAUAGUGAUGUUAUCUACCUCUUGUGUUUUUUUAGCACACAAUUCUACACUCAUCCUGUGUUGUAAAAACCAACCCUAACCCAAUGUUACGUCAAUUUAUUUACAUUUUUGUCUUGAAUCAGCUGAGUGUUCCAGGAAAUUACAAAAUAAAACAAUGUCUUACUACUACUCAUCAAGGUGGCUACUGACGUGUCUCCUCCUCUCUUUUAUCCUGCUCUAUUUUCACGCUCUCUUCUCCUCUCUCGCUCUUCUCCCCAUUCUAUUUUCUCUCUCCUCUCUCCCCCAGUCUGUCAGAGUAAGGACAUCCGUAACAACGUGACCAACCUGCAGUUGUUAGAGAACUGCACAGUAAUCGAGGGCCACCUGAAGAUCCUCCUCAUGUUCAAGGCCAAGCCAGAGGACUUCAAGGGCCUCAGCUACCCCAAGCUGACCGUGGUCACCGACUUCCUCCUCCUGUUUAGGGUCUACGGUCUAGAAUCGCUCAGCGACCUGUUCCCCAACCUGACGGUGAUCCGAGGCAACAACCUGUUCUUCAACUAUGCCCUGGUUCUGUUUGAGAUGGUGGACCUGAAGGAGCUGGGGCUACACAGCCUCAUGAACAUCACCCGGGGAGCCGUGAGGGUGGAGAAGAACCCGGACCUCUGCUACCUCUCCACCCUGGACUGGUCCAAGAUCCUGGACACGGUGGAGGACAAUUACAUCAUGGCCAAUAAGAACGACCGGGAGUGUGGGGACGUGUGUCCGGGCACAGCCCAUGGGAAGACCACCUGUCCUCAGACUACCAUCAACGGACACUUUGGAGAACGCUGCUGGACUCAGAACCACUGCCAGAGAAGUAAGUGGCCUUUUUAGAUACUCAAAGGAAUUCUGAAAGAAUGGUAAAGAACACACAAAAGAGAGUACUGUAUAUAAAUGAUUAUAUCUCAAACAUUGGUAGCCCACACGUUUUCUUUGGUCCUUUCCUGAUACUUUCCUGAUAUGUUCAGUUGGCAUAUGUGAAUGUAUGAAGGUCCAGGCCUAAUUGCUUGGCAUUUUCAUCCAAUUUCAUUUGUUACCUGUGCCAACUUGAAGAUUAAAAUAAGGUUAUGAUGUUAAAUAUAGAAUAACUUCAGCUCUGCCUGGAUGUCACUCUGACCAUUCCUGUAAGUUAUUUCACCUCAUGCUAGCAGGAAUUCUCCAGAGCUGUCUGUUUGGCUGUCUCUCUGUUGUAAAGUAGCAGGAUGGAUGAGAGAGAGACAGAGAGAUAAUGAUAACCGUGUGGAAGAGAGAUUUCCUCCCCAGUGAAUUCAGAUGAAUGAUGCUUUUGCACAGAUGGCUUUUGAAAUGAGAGGGAUUGUUGUUCUUUCUAUAAUAAGUCACGGGCCAUGCCUACCCCCUUUGAUUUGAAUUCAUUGACUGGAGCAUUUAGGGAAUGUUUUUUGUAACUAUAGAAUAAGGAGAGAGAGAGGCUGGCCUCAUACACAAUUCAAAGUUCUCAGGCAGACAAGCACGCUGACAAUAUCAUUGGAAAGAGAAAAGGCUUUUGCUGGGAGAGGAGAGAGAGAGGAAGAGGAGAGAGAUGAGGGAGGGAGUGUGAGAGAGAGAGAGCUGGGGUGAUGGUGAAAGGUGCAGCUUGUGCCAAUAUAAAUCUUACUGCACACUCCCUUGCUGUCAUCCGCUCUCUUCUCUGUGUGUGUGUGAUGGAUCUGUGUGUGUGUGAAUCAGUUCAUGUGAAGGGUCAGUGUGUGUGAGUGUUUGUAUGCAUGUUAGGGCUGGGCGAUAUAUCAAAGUAAUUUGAUUAAUUUGAAUGUAUGAUUUGCGCGAAAUUCCAAAUGCCUGUAUCGCAAGAAUCAAGUAUUAUUCUAAUAUAUUUUUUAUGAGCGUUUGUCCGCUUAUUCUCAUUUUGUCUUUUUGGUCUUGUCUCCUUCGCUACUUCUGUGCUUCAUGUCACAAUGACACCUUCCCAUUCAUACACCAAGCCCCUCCCCCUGCCACUCACAACAACACAGAUGAAAGAUCACUUCUUCCUCUCUGACAACAAGCAGUUGGAAUUUGUUAUUUGCAUUUCAUGGUUUGUCUAACAGAAUCAGCCAUAUGGACACCGAAACACAUUGAGACAUUAUUUUACUGUAAUAGAGGAGAACAUAACCUUUCUAACUAUACCCUUUUUAUGACUCAGUUGACGGAAAGCAGACCGGGAGUAUCAAUGAACAUUGUUUCUGGAAAAUGAAUGCUCAGUUUCUGUCACGCGCGGCACCAUGUACCGCUAGCAGCAUUUUAGCUACAGACUGUUAUGUGCUAACUGUUUAGUCUGUGUUUUAUAAAUGUGCAAUGAGUAUUAAAAUAAGCAUUUAUAUAAGAAAUUGGCAACUAAUUCUGAGAAAUAAGCAUCUUAUCCAGGUAUUCAACAUCUAAACAAUGUGGACAGGCUAGCAUGCUGUUCAAACUGUUGGAGACUGACAGGAGGGUGUGUUCAUAACAGUUAAAUUGUUCUACCUUGUUAGCUAGCACAUAGGCCUAGAUCAGGGGUCGGCAACCUUUUUUGUGUGGACUGCCAAUUUACAAUUUAUCCUAACAUUUCUAAUGAUCUGCGUGCCAGUUAUGAUUUUCAUAUGUGCAUAACAACUAAUUGUGUCUACUGAAUAUCUAAUUGCCCACAAACUGAAUAAUUCCAUAGCUUGCUAAACAGAGGAGAUGUCCAUUAGCACCAUGGGUUUGAUCUUGGAACACAGAUUUUCUUGGUGAAUGAUACAGUGACAUUUAACUGAUGAUAUAGUGCCAAUCUUAUCUUCAAUCAGCUUUGCGAAUCACUUAUGUUUCCCCACCAUAGUCAGUUGUAAUAGCGAAAAUGUUUUUAAUAUCGACACCUCUCUCCUCAAAAUGAUCUGUGAAAGCUUUUGCUACAUCUUCCCCUUUAGUAGUACCAAGCAUGGGUUUUAGACAAAGCAGCUCCUCACGUACCUGCUCUGAGUCACAGUAUCUUGCAACAACUGCCUGAUAUGGAAUGCCAUUAACAUCCACACUCAUCAAGAGCCACGCUAAACACAGGUGCAUCUUUUAACGCUACAGUUUGCUGCACCUUUACAUUUUCAACCAUCUCGGUAACGCACCUUUCAACAGUUCUGGCAGACACAGGCAUGUCUUUAAUCUUUGAUGAUUGUCUUUGUUAGGCAGUCCAUCAAAUAAAGCCUGUGAACUACUGAGGAAAGCCUCCUUGAUAUAUUCCCCAUUAGUAAAUGGUUUUCCAUGUUUAGCAAUACACUGCGCAACUUUGUAGCUCCCCUCUGUAGCUACAUUUUUGACUGCAUGUAGAUUUGUAAACACACUGCUUUGCUUUUCAUACCUGGACACGGCCCUCUUGAUUCCUUCAGCCUUGUCCGCCUCAUCCUUGAAGUUUUUCUCAUGUCUCGUUUCAAAAUAAUUCCGUACACUUAAUGUCCGACAAACAACAGUUUUACAACAGAGAGCGCGAACAGACCGGUCCUUCAGCAAAACAAAUCCAUAUUCCUUUGUCCAAAAGGCAAUAAAUGAGCGGACAUCUGCCUUAUUUAUCUUUGCUGAUGACAUUUAGCACCCUGAACUUUUUUAAAUAACAAAAGAAGGCUUGCUAGCUGCUAGCUCUCAUCUUCAGUGCUGCCUUGGUUUUGAAUUUGGCGGGAGAGGCGGGUCAUCUUGCGCUGAACUAAUAAUAUGAAACUCCUGCAAAUUCAUGAAAGCCCAUAGGCUAAUCAGGAUUGACAUACCUUGGGAACUACAACGUUGCAGUGAAUACCAAUGCUAUUUCGAAACCAAUGCACGCAAUUUAAAAGAUUUUUCCAGUUUAUUUAUUAAACUGGCAAAAAUAAUUGAGAUAAUAAACGUCCAGCCAAGGCUUAGCACGCCACAAAAAUAAUAUAUAUAUAAGGCUGGCACGCGUGCCUAAGGUUGCCGACCCCUGGCCUACAGUGAGGGAAAAAAGUAUUUGAUCCCCUGCUGAUUUUGUACGUUUGCCCACUGACAAAUAAAUUAUCAGUCUAUAAUUUUUAUGGUAGGUUUAUUUGAACAGUGAGAGACAGAAUAACAACCAAAAAAUCCAGAAAAACGCAUGUCAAAAAUGUUAUAAAUUGAUUUGCAUUUUAAUGAGGGAAAUAAGUAUUUGACCCCCUCUCAAUCAGAAAGAUUUCUGGCUCCCAGGUGUCUUUUAUACAGGUAACGAGCUGAGAUUAGGAGCACACUCUUAAAGGGAGUGCUCCUAAUCUCAGUUUGUUACCUGUAUAAAAGACACCUGUCCACAGAAGCAAUCAAUCAAUCAGAUUCCAAACUCUCCACCAUGGCCAAGACCAAAGAACUCUCCAAGGAUGUCAGGGACAAGAUUGUAGACCUACACAAGGCUGGAAUGGGCUACAAGACCAUCGCCAAGCAGCUUGGUGAGAAGGUGACAACAGUUGGUGCGAUUAUUCGCAAAUGGAAGAAACACAAAAGAACUGUCAAUCUCCCUCGGCCUGGGGCUCCAUGCAAGAUCUCACCUCGUGGAGUUACAAUGCUCAUGAGAACGGUGAGGAAUCAGCUCAGAACUACACGGGAGGAUCUUAUCAAUGAUCUCAAGGCAGCUGGGACCAUAGUCACCAAGAAAACAAUUGGUAACACACUACGUCAUGAAGGACUGAAAUCCUGCAGCGCCCGCAAGGUCCCCCUGCUCAAGAAAGCACAUAUACAGUGGGGAGAACAAGUAUUUGAUACACUGCCGAUUUUGCAGGUUUUCCUACUUACAAAGCAUGUAGAGGUCUGUAAUUUUUAUCAUAGGUACACUUCAACUGUGUGAGACGGAAUCUAAAACAAAAAUCCAGAAAAUCACAUUGUAUGAUUUUUAAGUAAUUAAUUUGCAUUUUAUUGCAUGACAUAAGUAUUUGAUCACCUACCAACCAGUAAGAAUUCCGGCUCUCACAGACCUGUUAGUUUUUCUUUAAGAAGCCCUCCUGUUCUCCACUCAUUACCUGUAUUAACUGCACCUGUUUGAACUCGUUACCUGUAUAAAAGACACCUGUCCACACACUCAAUCAAACAGACUCCAACCUCUCCACAAUGGCCAAGACCAGAGCGCUGCGUAAGGACAUCAGGGUUAAAAUUGUAGACCUGCACAAGGCUGGGAUGGGCUACAGGACAAUAGGCAAGCAGCUUGGUGAGAAGGCGACAACUAUUGGCGCAAUUAUUAGAAAAUGGAAGAAGUUCAAGAUGACGGUCAAUCACCCUCGGUCUGGGGCUCCAUGCAAGUUCUCACCUCGUGGGGCAUCAAUGAUCAUGAGGAAGGUGAGGGAUCAGCCUAGAACUACACGGCAGGACCUGGUCAAUGACCUGAAGAGAGCUGGGACCACAGUCUCAAAGAAAACCAUUAGUAACACACUACGCCGUCAUGGAUUAAAAUCCUGCAGCGCACGCAAGGUCCCCCUGCUCAAGCCAGUGCAUGUCCAGGCCCGUCUGAAGUUUGCCAAUGACCAUCUGGAUGAUCCAGAGGAGGAAUGGGAGAAGGUCAUGUGGUCUGAUGAGACAAAAAUAGAGCUUUUUGGUCUAAACUCCACUCGCCGUGUUUGGAGGAAGAAGAAGGAUGAGAACAACCCCAAGAACACCAUCCCAACCGUGAAGCAUGGAGGUGGAAAAAUCAUUCUUUGGGGAUGCUUUUCUGCAAAGGGGACAGGACGACUGCACCGUAUUGAGGGGAGGAUGGAAGGGGCCAUGUAUCGCGAGAUCUUGGCCAACAACCUCCUUCCCUCAGUAAGAGCAUUGAAGAUGGGUCGUGGCUGGGUCUUCCAGCAUGACAACGACCCGAAACACACAGCCAGGGCAACUAAGGAGUGGCUCCGUAAGAAGCAUCUCAAGGUCCUGGAGUGGCCUAGCCAGUCUCCAGACCUGAACCCAAUAGAAAAUCUUUGGAGGGAGCUGAAAGUCCGUAUUGCCCAGCGACAGCCCCGAAACCUGAAGGAUCUGGAGAAGGUCUGUAUGGAGGAGUGGGCCAAAAUCCCUGCUGCAGUGUGUGCAAACCUGGUCAAGACCUACAGGAAACGUAUGAUCUCUGUAAUUGCAAACAAAGGUUUCUGUACCAAAUAUUAAGUUCUGCUUCUCUGAUGUAUCAAAUACUUAUGUCUUGCAAUAAAAAGCAAAUGAAUUACUUAAAAAUCAUACAAUGUGAUUUUCUGGAUUUUUGUUUUAGAUUCCGUCUCUCACAGUUGAAGUGUACCUAUGAUAAAAAUUACAGACCUCUACAUGCUAUGUAAGUAGGAAAACCUGCAAAAUCGGCAGUGUAUCAAAUACUUGUUCUCCCCACUGUACAUGCCCGUCUGAAGUUUGCCAAUGAACAUCUGAAUGAUUCAGAGGAGAACUGGGUGAAAGUGUUGUGGUCAGAUGAGACCAAAAUGGCAUCAACUCAACUCGCCGUGUUUGGAGGAGGAGGAAUGCUGCCUAUGACCCCAAGAACACCAUCCCCACCGUCAAACAUGGAGGUGGAAACAUUAUGCUUUGGGGGUGUUUUUCUGCUAAGGGGACAGGACAACUUCACCGCAUCAAAGGGACGAUGGACGGGGCCAUGUACCGUCAAAUCUUGGGUGAGAACCUCAGCCAGGACAUUGAAAAUGGGUCGUGGAUGGGUAUUCCAGCAUGACAAUGACCCAAAACACACGGCCAAGGCAACAAAGGAGUAGCUCAAGAAGAAGCACAUUAAGGUCCUGGAGUGGCCUAGCCAGUCUCCAGACCUUAAUCCCAUAGAAAAUCUGUGGAGGGAGCUGAAGGUUUGAGUUGCUAAACGUCAUGCUCGAAACCUUAAUGACUUGAUCUGCAAAGAGGAGUGGGACAAAAUCCCUCCUGAGAUGUGUGCAAACCUGGUGGCCAACUACAAGAAACGUCUGACCUCUGUGAUUGCCAACAAGGGUUUUGCCACCAAGUACUAAGUCAUGUUUUGCAGAGGGGUCAAAUACUUAUUUCCCUCAUUAAAAUGCAAAUCAAUUUAUAACAUUUUUGACAUGCAUUUUUCUGGAUUUUUCUGUUGUUAUUCUGUCUCUCACUGUUCAAAUAAACCUACCAUUAAAAUUAUAGACUGAUCAUUUCUUUGUCAGUGGGCAAACGUACAAAAUCAGCAGGGGAUCAAAUAUUUUUUUCCCUCACUGUAGAUACAAUUUUACAAAAACACAGUUUACUUGAAGAACAGUGUAGAUGCAAAGUUUGGUAACAGAAUGACCGUUUGUGUUGUUUGUGCCAUCAUUCUGUUACUAAACUUUGCAUUUGCACUGUUCUUCAAGUAAAUGUAUUUCUGUACCAUUUUCUGUGGAAAUUCGGUCGUCCUUGUGCAUAGAGUUGGUUUAUUUAACUUUGCAAUCAUUGGUUUAAAGUAAAAAAUCAGAGUCUCAGCAUCAAUCUGUUACAGUGGAAUUGCCCUAAUGGGUGAUAGAGUGAGAAAAGGAGAGGGAGAGAUGGAUGGAGUGAGAGAGUGGUGUCCUUUGAUGGGGAAAGGGCAGCGGAGCAGGUAUGAUGGUCCUAUCCCCGUCAUGUGAUAGGCACUAGUUUAGUCAAGUGGUGUGUGUCAAAGCAGGAGCCAAUUUUAGAACAUGAUGCAAUGCUUCUCGCACGCACAGCGAGGGGUGUGUGUGUGUGUUUGGGGAGUGUGCAUACUAGUCUUUCAGCCGAGGAGAGGGCAAGAGAGAGUUUCCAUUCCCCCCUUCCUUCCUUCCGACAUGUGUUCUAUCUAUCUACACGUCCGCCAUUGCCCAAGUCCCUUCCACCGUCCUCUAGGACUCCAACUGGAACAGUAAUAGAAGGGCUUGUAUUUGACUUCUGAAAGGCACCUCUUGUAACAGUUAGUGAAUGUAUGCACUCACUAACUGUAAGUCGCUCUGGAUAAGAGCGUCUGCUAAAUGACUAAAAAUGUAAAUGUAAAAAUGUAACUAACGGAGGGGGAGAAAUGCCAUUUACUUGAGUGAUUGUGCAAUGUACCAACUGUACGCUCACAUGCGGUGCGCACACACACAAGCAGGCACUCCCUCUCCCUCUCUCUCUCUCUCUCCUUUCUGCUGGGUGCGAGUAUUUUUAAUUAGGGCUUAGUGAAUGAAGACUUCCGCACACAUGACAUGGAGGUACAUUAGAUGGAGCAUUAAACUUAAUGGCUGAGUGGAAACUCUGGGAUGAGUAAUAGUUGUAUUGUUUUUACUGUGUUCUGUUCAGUCAGUACACUGCCUGGAAUAGAGUAGUGCCUUCAGAAAGUAUUCACAAGCCUUCACUUUUUCCACAUUGUGUUACAGCCUGAGAUUUUGUGUCAGUGGCCUACACACAAUACCCCAUAAUGUCAAAGUGGAAUUAUGUUUUUAUAAUUUUGUGCAAAUUAAUAAAAAAUGAAUAGCUGAAAUGUCUUGAGUCAAUAGGUAUUCAACCCCUUUGUUAUGGGAAGCUUAAUACAGUUGAGGAGUAAAAAUGUGCUUAACAAGUCACAUAAUAUGUUGCAAUAAUAGUGUUAAACAUGAUUUUUGAAUGACUACCUCAUCUCUGUACCCCACAUGUACAAUUAUCUGUAAGGUCCCUCAGUCGAGCAGUGAAUUUCAAACACAGAUUCAACCACAAAACCAGAGAGGUUCUCCCAUGCCUCGCAAAUAAGGGCACCUAUUGGUAGAUGGGUCAAAACAAAAUAAAAAGCAGAUAUUGAAUAUCAAUUUGAGCAUGGUGAAGUUAUUAAUUACACUUUGGAUGGUGUAUCAAUACACCCAGUCAUUACAAAGUUACAGGUGUUCUUCCUAACUCAGUUGCCGGAGAGGAAGGAAACUGACUCAGGGAUUUCACCAUGAGGCCAAUGGUGACUUUAAAACAGUUACAGAGUUUAAUGGCUGUGAUAGGAGAAAACUGUUGUUGGAUCAACAACAUUAUAGUUAUUCCACAAAACUAACCUAAUUGACAGAGUGAAAAGAUGGAAGCCUGUACAGAAUAAAAUAUUCCAAAACUCCCAUCCUGUUUGCAAUAAGGCACUAAAGUAAAACUGCAAAAAAUAUGGCAAAGAAAUUAACUAUUUGUCCUGCAUACAACGCGUUAUGUUUUGGGCAAACACAACACAGCAUUGAGUACCACUCUUCAUAUUUUCAAGCAUGGUGGUGGCUGCAUCAUGUUAUGGGUAUGCUUGUCAAUUGCAAGGACUCUGGAGUUUUUUUGUUGUUGGAUGAAAAUAAAUGGAAUAAAGCUAAGCACAGGCAAAAUCCUAGAGGAAAACCUGGUUCAGUCUACUUUCCAACAGACACUGGGAGACAAAUUCACCUUUCAGCAGGACAAUAACCUAAAACACAAGGCCAAAUAUACACUGGAGUUGCUUACCAAGACGACAUUGAAUGUUCCUGAGUGGCCUAGUUACACGUUUGACUUAAAUCGGCUUGAAAUUCUAUGGCAAGACUUUCAAAAUGGCCUGUUACAGACCUGUAACUUCUUCUUUAAGAGGCUCCUCUGUCCUCCACUCGUUACCUGUAUUAAUGGCACCUGUUUGAACUUAUCAGUAUAAAAGACACCUGUCCACAACCUCAAACAGUCACACUCCAAACUCCACUAUGGCCAAGACCAAUGAGCUGUCAAAGGACACCAGAAACAAAAUUGUAGACCUGCACCAGGCUGGGAAGACUGAAUAUGCAAUAGGUAAGCAGCUUGGUUUGAAGAAAUCAACUGUGGGAGCAAUUAUUAGGAAAUGGAAGACAUACAAGACCACUGAUAAUCUCCCUCGAUCUGGGGCUCCACGCAAGAUCUCACCCCGUGGGGUCAAAAUGAUCACAAGAACGGUGAGCAAAAAUCCCAGAACCACACGGGGGGGCAUAGUGAAUGACCUGCAGAGAGCUGGGACCAAAGUAACAAAGCCUAUCAUCAGUAACACACUACGCCGCCAGGGACUCAAAUCCUGCAGUGCCAGACGUGUCCCCCUGCUUAAGCCAGUACAUGUCCAGGCCCGUCUGAAGUUUGCUAGAGUGCAUUUGGAUGAUCCAGAAGAGGAUUGGGAGAAUGUCAUGUGGUCAGAUGAAACCAAAAUAUAAUUUUUUGGUAAAAACUCAACUCGUCGUGUUUGGAGGACAAAUAAUGCUGAGUUGCAUCCAAAGAACACCAUACCUACUGUGAAGCAUGGGGGUGGAAACAUCAUACUUUGGGGCUGUUUUUCUGCAAAGGGACCAGGACGACUGAUCCGUGUAAAGGAAAGAAUGAAUGGGGCCAUGUAUCGUGAGAUUUUGAGUGAAAACCUUCUUCCAUCAGCAAGGGCAUUGAAGAUGAAACGUGGCUGGGUCUUUCAGCAUGACAAUGAUCCCAAACACACCGCCCGGGCAACGAAGGAGCAUUUCAAGGUCCUGGAGUGGCCUAGCCAGUCUCCAGAUCUCAACCCCAUAGAAAAUCUUUGGAGGGAGUUGAAAGUCCGUGUUGCCCAGCGACAGCCCCAAAACAUCACUGCUCUAGAGGAGAUCUGCAUGGAGGAAUGGGCCAAAAUACCAGCAACAGUGGUGAAAACCUUGUGAAGACUUACAGAAAACGUUUGACCUGUGUCAUUGCCAACAAAGGGUAUAUAACAAAGUAUUGAGAAACUUUUGUUAUUGACCAAAUACUUAUUUUCCACCAUAAUUUGCAAAUAAAUUCAUAAAAAAUCCUACAAUGUGAUUUUCUGGAUUUUUUUUCUCUCAUUUUGUCUGUCAUAGUUGACGUGGACCUAUGAUGAAAAUGACAGGCCUCUCUCAUCUUUUUAAGUGGGAGAACUUGCACAAUUGGUGGCUGACUAAAUACUUUUUUCCCCCACUGUAGCUAGCAGAGAGAAGUGGAGGAGGUCAUUCUUGUUAUGGAGUAGGUUUUGUAAACCAUGCUCAGGCUGCAAUUUCCUCCGGUUUUACAAGCAGUCACAAGUCUUUGCAGAUUUUCUGGUUGACUUGAACGGCAUGUAUAAGUGUACGUAACCAUAAGUGUGCUGUGGUGUGUUGAUAGUGAUUAGACCUAAAAUUAAAAGGCAACGGUCUUAAAGAUACUGUAUAAAUAAAUGCAUUAUCCUAGAUUUCAUGCAUUUCUUGGAUAAAAUGUUUUAUUUGAAAAGGGCUCAAAUGUCAUGAUUAAGUUAAAUAUUCACUUUCCAAGAAUGUAUAGAAUUGUAUAGCGGUGACAUUUAUAGCUUUGUACUAUUUUGCUCCAGUAACAUGUCAUCAGGUCUUUGUGAAUAGAUUUAGGUAUGUUCAUGCCAGAAGGGAUGUUGGUUAUUAAUGGUAACGUGCGCUGGUGUUUGAUGUUUUUUUAUAAGCCUUGAUUACCGCCUGUAAUGAGGUCUCUGUCACCUGAGGUGUCCUGAGAGGAGAGAGAGGGAGAGGCCGAGGGAGGGAGAAAGAGAGAUGGAGGAAUGCCCCCUAAUGAAGAAGUGAAUGCUCUCUUUGUCUGGAGAGGCUCUCUUGCUCUCACCCUCUUCACGGCUUUGAAAAGAGAGAUUGGGAGAAAGUGAGAGAGUGUGAAAGAUGGCAGGCACACGUGGAUGAUAAAAAUGUCCCUUUUCUCAGGCAUGUAAUGGAUGCCAGACAAGUGACUGAUCUGGGCAGGGCUUCCAUCAAUCGGUGCUGCGGCCCGCUUCAGUGUGUAAAGUCAGGGCUUGGUUGGGCACACGCAGGGCUAGUGGACCAACUGGGCCCUGGUGAUGUCAACUCACAAUAAGACACUUCGAGUGAUACUACCUCCUGCCCCUCUCUCCUCUCCCCUCCCUUUGUAAACAGGUUUUCACUCUCAACCAGGCAGCGCAGCCUGAAAUGGAGGCCAACUCAGGGUAGGAGGGAGGUCUGGGGGGUGUUUGUUCAGCUACUAAUUGCUGUCUAGGCUAAUUAUAGGCAAAGAUAACUAUUAGCUGAUCCUUUCUCCUCUUAUGAACAGAUUUCUUAGACAGAAAACAGGGAUAUCCAGAGUCUCUUCCUAUAACAAUUACAUUAGAGUGGUAAACUGAUGAAAGAGGGAAGGAAAGACUGACCUAGAGAGAGAGAAAGCUAAGAGAGAGUAAACAUAGCAGAUCUCCUGUGUAGAUAGUUGAUGUCUGUUCCACUGGCACACAGUGUUCUGCUAUUGUGAAUGUUAUUCGGCCGCGUAGGCAGCCUUCUCUUGUGCCACUGAGAGCACUUUCCAGGUCAAAGUUCAUAGGCUGUGGAGGGCUGUGCUCUUUUGUUGCCUCCAACUGUUUUUCAGCCACCUCGUCCGCAUGCCGCCCAGAGCACCAUUGCCCCCCCCCCCCCCCCCCAGCUUUUGUCCCAGAUGAAGGCUCUGUCACUGUCAGUACCAUCCUUCUCUGCAGCGUCACACACACAUAGGGCACUAUAAAAUCAGCGAUGCAUAGAACGCGGACGGAAUCACAGAAUCCAGACAUUGAAACGGAAUUCAACAAUAUUAAAAAAUUUAUUGAACUUAGUUAUCAUAAGACAUGAACAAAAUGCAUCAGUGAUUCAUAUUUUCCUUUAACUUUCUGAAGAGGCAACGUGGGAAUGCCCCUGUCUGUGUGUGCACAUUUGUCUACCACUUUGGGUAGCCGUUAGCGAUGAUGCUAAUAAUGAUAACCGUCUUCUGGUAGAUGCAAAAGCUUUCCCAAAAACCUAAAUUAAAUGUUUACUACAAAGUAGCCUAUGCCUACCCGGCAGAAUGAUAUCAUGAUUAUUUGCAGCAAUCCAGUGGCGAUUUGUUUAGCAAACUCAUGUGCUAUAGAAACACCACUAACCAAACAAGUCUCUUGCUGGUGCACACUUAAAUUAAAGGGUAUCUACUUUAAAGGUUAUCUUCACCCAUUUCUUAGAUAUUUCCCAGACCUCAAAAUUGGUCUCAUGAUGUGGUUUAAACAUCAUUGUGGACUUAGAACAUCCAAUUUUGUUGUUUUUCUAUAACAACAGUGAUAUUUUGAGAGUGAAAACCUGAAAAACAGAAACCUGGAAAAACGAAAUGGAUAAAAUGCAAUUUGGGAAAAAACUGAUACAAUAUUUCAUAGGGCCAUACACACACUAGGCUAGUAGCUAGCCAGGGGCUGCACUGGUUCUGAAAUGGCAGUUAGAGAAGCUAUAGCAUAAAAGCGUUGAUUUACAUGUGUUCGUUUCUAAACAACAGAGAAAAAACUCAAACGGAUGACAAGGAAAAGCUCAAACCAAGUUUAUUUCCCCACUGGGUCAAACAGCUGCAAAGACAAAGACAUGUUUACACAAGCACAUAUAGUUAUACCCUUCUACUAGGCGGAGUCAACUCCUUGCACAUCUAGACAGCCAAUACACCUCUGUUGCUAGUCAGGAACUUAAUUGGUUCCUCUCACUGGUGUAGUCAUGGCCCCGCCUCCUGCUAGCGCCUUCGUGUGCAUGUAAGUAUAUGUGUGUAACAGGACUGUUCCUUGUCACUUCAUCUGACCUGACCUCGGGCCGAAUUCCUCACUCCUCCCUACUCCACGGCUGGCCUACCUUAUCAGUGACUGAAACCAGGCUGUUGCCUCCCUCCAUAGGAUCCAUGAGAUUUAACAAUAACAUAUUUGACAGAAUGUAAACUUCCUGCCUCCCCCAUUGUCUCACUCAGUAACUCUCCAUACACCUAGUUCUUAUCCUCCCUCCAUUGACCCCAACAUAUACAUUCAUUAUACAUGUAAAGUAAUCAAUAAGUUCUAGUAUGGUAACAUGAAUAAGUGUAUUUCAAGCUAGAAUCCAACACAUGAAAGCUUGUGUCGCCUUGUCUUUUGCUUUUAUGAGUUUUUCCUGACCAUGUGACCACUUGACAAGGAAAAAUGUAUGUAAACCCCUACUGUUGAUAUCGGCUACCAACAGGGCCAAUAGUUUCUGGAUGCAGAGUUUCUGGAUGCAGAUGUAGUCUAGUGAUGGGAGACUGUUUUAGAUUUCCCCCUCACUCACCUCUGUCCUGCUUAAUAAGUUUCUCUCCUGCCACCUCCCUCCACAGAUCACUGUCUCACACACACACACACACACACACACACACACACACACACACACACACACACACACACACACACACCUUCCUCCUCCAUAGAUCAGUGUCCUGCUCUACCAGUCAGCACCUCUUUAUCAUUCUCUCUUUCAAGUGUCGGGCUGAAAACUCACCACGGGUCAUCUCCACGUUAUUUACACUGAUGAACCCAGUUUCCCUUGAGUGGCCGCCAUAUCACUCUCAUCUGCUGAAAUGUGUGGCCCAGUGUGGUUUUCUUUAAAAAUAUAUAUAUUUUCAGUGGGUGGAAAAAAAGGACAGAGGGAGAAAAAAAAGGAACGAAGAGGGAAGGAGGACCCGAGACGAGUACUGCCUGCAAACAGGCAGACUGGGAGAAGAAGAGAAGAGUAAGAGUCCAUAGAAGAGAAGAAGGGGCCAAAACAAAACAAAUAAUGAAAAACAAACAUGGCUGUGCUUUUCAAGUGUUGCUCCCGGGUACACACAGCAUUCCUGUCAGUGCCUGCUGGGCCAGCCAGCCAACCUCUGGUAUUCCUGCUGCUGCAUCACAGGAGGGUAGGGAAGGAAUGAUAGGCUACAGGGCCCAGCCAGUUAACGAUAGCUAACGAACAUUCGUACAUUGCGCUGUUCCAUACAUUUGACUUUAUUUUAGCGCCCCAAAAACGUAAUACUUCCAGGUCAACUGUAAUAUGAAAACCAUUGUAAAGCACAAUUUCUCACCUUUCCAGCAAAAUCAUUGACGAGACCUUCAUGCUGCCCGUCUCUGCAUGAUUGAAGAAGGCAAUGGAGCUCCGCCGGGUCUUUUAAAAAUGGCGGGUGGGGAAGCGAAAGCUACUGUGUGAUAGUGAAAGGGGGAGAUAUGUCGUGUGGGGAAGCGGCUUUUUUCACCUGAUUUGUCCAACUUAUCACCUCUAAAAUUGAAAUAAAACACUAUAAAUAGUUUAUAUAAUGUCUCAUUACAUACCUAUUUGAAGGUUUGGGUCGAAUUUGAAUAGGGUUUUUAGGGCGGCGCAAAAUGUAUCUUCACAAUUAAACCUUGGCUGUCACGUUCUUUUUUAGAGUCAUGAUGGCUAGCAGUGAUUAUGCAACAAAUUAACAAUUGAUUGAAUGAACUAUUGAUGAACUCACAAGUAAUGAACUUUACAAUCACCAUUACACUCACCUUUGAUCAUUUCUUGUUUUUAAUCUGCGAGAGAAGCGCUACACCUGGUGGAAAGAGGCUGUACGGCACAGAAUGAGUUUCAUAAUGCGUGCCGUACGUUAUGUCGUGACACAUCACAAUUUAACGUACAGCGUCAGAGGGGUCAGUUAUUUCUACUUUUCUCCAAUACUAUUGGUCCAUUACCAUGUCAAUCAAUGCUUGAAUAGAAACACAAAUGUGUACGAAUUGGGGUUAGUCACCGUUAAUUAGACUAUGGCAGUCGGUGGCCAUUUUGCAUUUUUCUCUCAUCAGGUUCUCACAGGGCUCAGCAUUCUGGAACUCCUCUGAGAUGGAACUCACAGGCACAUGUUGGCUGAGAGGACAUGGCUGUCACUGCCCAGUGGUAUGCUUGUUAUAGGGAGUUUAUAUAGUGUUUUGAUCUUUAUCUUUGGAAGUUUAAUAGUGAUUGUAUAAAAAAAUAUAGAUUACUUCCACGCAUUUCUUUAGUGAGCCAUAAAAAGGCAGAGGAUAUGUGGUUAGUUCCUUAUGACCUCCUUUCAUAUCGCCACUGUUCUAUGAUUUAAUUACAGGUGGUUUUACAAGAGGCUGUCACCCUGUUGAAUCACAUGAUCUCUCUGGCCUGCCUGGUGGUGGGAUAAUCCCUCCUGUUGCCGCAGCAAUGGGAUAUGCUAUGAUGUGAUAAUUACGCUGCAGUGGAUUCACUUACCAGCGAGCUUUCAGUUACUGGCCCAGCGCUCUUAAAGGGAUACUUUGGGAUUUUGGCAAUGAGGCCCCCAGAGUGCGAUAAACGAGUAGAUACCAUUUUUAUGUCUCUAUGUCCAAUAUGAAGGAAUAUAGAGGUAGUUUCGCAAGCUAAUGCUAACUAGCGUUAGCGCAAUGACUGGAAGUCUAUGGGUAUCUGCUAGCAGGCUGGGACCAUUGACUGUGCCUCCCAGUAGAUUAUUGUAGUAAUCGUAGUAACAGCCUGUCACAUUCUGAAAUUGCCGGCUGCACUGAGCCACGUAAACUAUGGAAGCCCAUCCCCACCACCAAAAGAAAUGUAUAGUGUCGAAAGUAGAUCAUACAAAAAAUAUAUGUUUUUUCAAUUUUAAAAUUAUGUGUUGAUUUCAGGUCCUAGAGUGGUGUGGGGGAAUUGUUUUCUUGUGGCCCAGAGUUUUUCCUGAUCUGGUAGGGGCUAAACUAACCAACUCCGGACCCUAGUAGGGUAGGACAUAGUAAUUAAUCAGCUGUAAAAAACGCAAUGAGCUAUGAUGGGACCAGCUUUUCUUUCUAAUCAAGUCAUGUUGUUUUUAUCUCCUGGAAAAACUUCUGACCCUAGGGAGGAUGAAAACAUUAAAACCCCGUCAAACUGUAGCAACCUUGUACUUGUUCAAAUGAAUUUAUACAGACAAAGAGACAAACAAUGCUGAUGAUUGGACAAUAUAACUAAUAACAGGGCUGAGCUUGCUUUAUGCAGGGUUGCAUCAUGUAGGCCUUUGCAUCUGUAAUUAAAAAGUUAUUCCCACCCAAAGUUUGAAUAUAAACCAAAUUUGAUCACAUUCACAUUUCCUCAGAACACAAAUAAAUUAGUCUAUAUUAGGCUAUAAAUACAUUAGGGCUGACCCCAUUUUGUUGACUGGUCGAUUCUUUGGUCGAAAGGCUGUUGGUCGACCAAGAUUUCUUUAGUCGAGCUGUAGCAACAUUUUCUUUUCUUUUUUUGAUGGUGUACAAGAAACCUGUCAGAUUCACACCUGCCUGCGUGGACUAAUCUAUUGUGGAGGCCGUGGGGAUGGCACAGUUCAUCACUCUAAGAUAUGUGCUAUUGAAAUUGUAUAUGGUUAUAUUACACAAGAACAAUGGUGCAACACUAAUAAAAAUAAUAUUAUUUAAUAACAAAUGCGUUUUCUCCCAAGUUGGAUAGUGGUAGCUGUCCGCGGUUCUGAAACAUCAGUGUGAUGUUGAAUUGGCGCCUUUUCCUAGACCAUGUUGCUAUGUGCAUAAUAGCAAAGUUACCCAGCAUAUUUGGUGUUGAGAACAAUGCAGCGGAGGCAGCAGUGGAGUUUGGAGACGAGAAAACAGCCCUUGCCUUAAUUGUCUUAAGAAAAGUGAGGAGAGAGGAAACCGCAACUUAAUUAGGUCUAUAAUCAACAGCCUAACUGUUAAAUGUGCCUGGCUUUAGAAAUCAUCCAUAUAUAUCUACAGAAAUAAGACAGAUCCUGCUUGUGUUGCCUGUUUGAGUGUUUGUUUAAUAGCCUCACACAUCCACAACAUGUCGGAUAAACAAUUUCACAAAUUCGGCUGUUUUUAAUCUGCUGUAAUAAAGGCUUUACUUUAUGUGAGAACAGCCUCUCUGGUAUUAUUUAGAAUGAAUUUAGUGUUUACACUGUUUGAAAUUGUCAGAUUUUUAAAAUUGUUGUAAUAAUAAUAACCCUCCUUGUUCUUGAUCUCCUUUUAUUGUUAUUAUUACUAUUAUUAUUAUGAUCAACAUUAUAAUAAGUAAUGUCAUUAUAAUUAGUAGGCUUAGUAUAGCAGCCUUGUAUAACCACCAUCGAGCUGUAGGUAUCACGACUCAGGAUAUGACCCAGAUGCAGACACAGGAGGCAGAUAGUUCGAUUCUCUGAAUAUUUAUUAUAACAAAGAGGCAGGCAAAGGGCAGGUCGAGGGCAGGCAGAGGUUCGUAAUCCAAGGCAGAGUCAAUCAGGGACAGAACGGCAGGCAGGCUCAGGGUCAGGACAGGCAGAAAGGUCAGAACCGGGAAGACUAGAAAGCAAAACAGGAGACAUAGGGCUGUGAGACAGAAGUUUAAUCCUAGACACAUGAAAAGUGGGAUGUAACAGAAGACGAACCUCAUGCGCAAAACGAACAUUAGCCACCAAGGUUCUUGAUCCAGGAGGGGGAUUCUCUGCUGUUAUCAAGCGAAUGCUUGUUUUUGGAAGAAGCUAAGUGCUUAGCUAGAUAGCUAACUAGCUACUAAAUGAACAAACCAAAUGCAAACUGCAGAGCAUUUAGCAUAUUUUAAACAGUUAACUGAAUAGUUAUAAGAUAUCUAGCUGGCAAACAUUUAGUUGUGAAUUCCAUUCUGUAAUUAGAUCACCUGGCACAUGCUGCACGACAGUGAGUGACUCACGAGGCUCCGGCAUUUCGUCAUUGUGUGCUUGUUAACAAACAACAACACAUGACACGUGACUGGGGACUACCAUAAGCUACAUGAUAAUGUGACUGGUGAAAUGAAGAACGCAAUGUUCUUUAUUUAUUUCCUAACGCAUUGCAUAAGUUGAAUGCAGGUAUUUACUUAAAAAGUAGCUACAAAUAUUCAAAUGUAUAAAAAAAACAAAUAAAUAGUUUCAGCUGUAUUUUUCUAAAUACCCCAGUAUAUGGUAUGUACAGUAUACCGCCCAAGCCUAUUUCUUAUAUGUCUCAGAUAUAGGACAGACACUUCAAAACCUUAUUCCUUAUGAUUUCUUUUUUGACUGUCUUUUUUGCCAUUUAUGAAUGUGUUAUUCGAUGCAUUUCUAUGGGCUAUAGUAGUAAAGGCCAAAUUCAAUAUUUUAUGUAAUAUUUUUAUUUCUUGAUAACUAAAACAAUUCCAAAUGUCAGCUGAGUACCCAUCUUUAAUCACAUCUUUAAGUAUCACCCAGCCACCAGAGGGUACCAAAACUAUGUAAACAGUCUACUGUGAUCCCAGUUGCCAAAAACAGUCCCCCAAAGGUUCUCAAUGACUACAGACCAGUCGCCUUGACAUCCUUGGUCUCAAGUCCUUUGAGAAACUGAUUAAGAAGGAGCUUCUGGACAAAACACAACACCUUCUUAAUCCAUUUCAGUGUGCAUACAGGGAUAUGCGUUGUGUACAGGAUGCUACUGUCGCCCUACUUUACCUUCUAUGCAAGCAUCUAGAGGGUAGCAAAACCCAUGCCAAGCUGUUAUUUAUUGACUUUUUGUCGGCUUUUAUAACACUAUUCCCACCUGUUAGUGAACAAACUCAUCAUUUUGGUGUAGAUGCUAACUAAUGUAGUGGGCUGGAUCCUUGACUUUCUUAUUAACAGAACCCAGAGGGUGAAUGGGUGCCUGUCAGGGGAGCUGUCAUCAUCAGCAGGCUCUCCCCAGGGUUGUGUCCUCUCACCUCUCCUCUAUAUCCUGUACUCUGAUGAUUGUUGUAGCCAGUAUAAGAAACGACACAUCCUGAGGUUUGUCUGCGACUCUGUAUUAGUCAGUCUCCUUCAAGCCGAUGAAACUGCCCCACGGACUGUUGUUGAUGAUUUUGUACAUUGGUGUGACAGUGCAUUCUUACAACUGAAUGUGAUAAAAACUAAAGAUAUUGUAACGUAGACGCUGGGAGUCAGGAAGCAGGUGCAGUUGGAGAGUUUAAUAGAACGCGAACAAUAAACAAUACAGAAACAGGAGUAGCGUUGGGACAUGGAAACAGAGUCAAUAACGCCUGAUGGGAAAUAACAGUAUAGUGCUGUAUACAAUCAGGUCCAUAAGUAUUUGGACAGUGACACAAUUUGCAUCAUUUUGGCUCUGUACGCCACCACAAUGGAUUUGAAAGGAAACAAUCAAGAUGUGCUUUAAGUGUAGACUUUCAUCUUUAAAUUAAGGGUUUUGUCUAAAUUAGUGUAUGAACCGUGAAGGAAUUACAACCAUUUUUAUACAUAGCCCCCCAAUUUUUGAGGCUCAAAAGUAAUUGGACAAACUAACAUAAUCAUAAAUUAAAUUGUGAGUUUUAAUACUUGGUUGCAAAUCCUUUGCGGUCAAUGACUGCCUGAAGUCUGGAACCCAUAGAUAUCACCAGAUGCUGGGUUUCUUCCCUGCCAGGCCUUUACUGCAGCUGUCUUCAGUUCCUGCUUGUUCUUGGGGCGUUUUGCCUUCAGCAAGUGAAAUGCAUGCUCAAUUGGAUUCAGAUCAGGUGAUUGACUUGGCCAUUGCAGAACAUUCCACUUCUUUGCCUUAAAAAAGUAUUGGGUUGCUUUCGCAGUAUGAUUCAGGUCAUCUGCACUGUGAAGCGCCGUCCAAUGAGUUUUGAAGCAUUUGGCUGAAUCUGAGCAGACAAUAUAGCACUAAACAAUUCGUCAUGCUGCUUUUGUCAGCAGUCACAUCAUCAAUAAAUACAAGGGAACCAGUUCCAUUGGCAGCCAUACAUGCCCACGCCAUAACACUACCUCCACCAUGCUUCACAGAUGAGGUGGUAUACUUUGGAUCAUGAACAGUUCCUUCCCUUCUCCAUACUCUUCUCUUCCCAUCAUUCUGGUACAAGUUGAUCUUUGUCUCAUUUGCCCAUAGGAUGUUGUUCCAGAACUGUACAGGUUUUUUAUUUUGCAAAAUCUGGUCUUCCUGGUUUUGAGGCUUACCAAUGGUUUACAUGUUGUGGUAAACCCUCUGUAUUUACUCUGGUGAAGUCUUCUCUUGAUUGUUGACUUUAACACCUACCUCCUGGAGGGUGUUCUUGAUUACAUUUACAUUUUAGUCAUUUAGCAGACGCUCUUAUCCAGAGCGACUUACAGUUAGUGAGUUCAUUCAUUAUUUAUUUUUAUUUUUUCAUACUGGCCCCCCGUGGGAAUCGAACCCACAACCCUGGCGUUGCAAACGGCAUACUCUACCAACUGAGCUACAUCCCUGCCGGCCAUUCCCUCCCCUACCCUGGACGACGCUGGGCCAAUUGUGCGCCGUCGCAUGGGUCUCCCGGUCGCGGCCGGCUACGACAGAGCCUUAAUCUGGCCAACUGUUGUGAAGUGUUGUUUCUUCACCAGGGAAAUAAUUAUUCUGUCAUCCACCACAGUUGUUUACAGUUAGUGAGUGCAUCGAUUUUUCAUACUGGCCCCCCGUGGGAAUCGAACCCACAACCCUGGCGUUGCAAGCGCCAUGCUCUACCAACUGAGCUAAUGAUGGCUUGCUUCACUGGCAGUGACAGCUCUUUGGACUUCAUAUUGAGGGUUAACAGCAACAUAAUGCAAAUGCCACACUUGAAAUCAACUCUAGACCUUUUAUAUGCUUCCUUGUAAAUGAACUAUGAGGGAAUAACACGCACCUGGCCAUGGAACAGCUGAGCAGCCAAUUGUCCAAUUACUUUUGGUCCCUUAAAAAGGGGACGACAACAUAUAAAAAGUGCUGUAAUUCCUACAUCGUUCAUCCGAUUGGAUGUAAAUACCCACUUUCAGCUCAUAUUAAUUAUUUCAUUUCAACUCCAAUAUGCUGUGGUAGACAGCUAAAAUAAUAAUAACUUGGCCAAUGUCCAAAUAUUUAUGGACCUGACUAUAAAUGGGGAGUAAUCAGGAAGGUGAUAGAGUCAAGGUGUGCCUGAUGAUGAGGCGCAGGUGUGCGUAAUGAUGGGUAGCCAAGGCCGGUGGUUAGAAAACCGGCGACGUCAAACGCUGGAGGGGAGGUGCAUGACUAGACGUGACAGAUAUGUGUGUUGAUUUCAGGCGUCAACCCCCUACUCCUCAUAACACUAUUAUCAAGGGCCAGGUGGUAGACACUGUAGACAACUGAAAGUAUCUUGGCAGAUACCAGGCUCCUCUCGUCACAGAUACGGGUCAUGAAGCAGCACGACUUUGGCUACUAUAUCCGACCCAGCUCCUGUAUCACAGAGGGAGGGAGAGAGAGAGAGACUGUCACCACACAGUCAUGGAAGCCAACAGUAAAUACACGGUUUAGCAUAGCCAAUCAGAGAUCCGGAUUCACAGCUUAUUCACAAGGGACACGUGCUAGCAUAGCACUGACUGGUUGGCAUUACUCACUCAGGCCCAGGAGUAGUUCAUUGGCACAGUGGAAGGGGGCACCUCCUUACAACAUAGAAGACACAUAUAUACACACAACACUGAUUACAUUAUCAAUGGUGAUUAGAUUAAUUCCAGGACAGAUUGUAUUUUGACCAUUAACCAGAUCAAAUGUGACCAACCUGAUUCAAGUGUGCUCCAUUACUAUGAAGCGGUACUGGUGUCUGCCUCAGCCUUAUGUAACAGCUCCUGAGAUGGUAUGGGGGUUCCCACGACGCUGAUGAACAACAAAUCCACCAGGUUUUGUACUUAGCUUGUGAAUUUAAAAAAAAUAUAGCAAGAAAAAAUACGUUCUCUAGUUUGGAAGUACACUGAAUGAGAAAAUAUAAACGCAACAUCUAAAGUGUUGGUUCCAUGUUUCAUGUGGUCCUCUGUAGCUCAGCUGGUAGAGCACUGUGCUUGUAAUGCCAGGGUAGUGGGUUCGAUCCCCGGGACCACCCAUACACAAAAAUGUAUGCACCCAUGACUGUAAGUCGUUUUGGAUAAAAGCGUCUGCUAAAUGGCAUAUUAUUAUGAGCUGGAAUAAAAGAUCCCAGACAUUUUCCAGAUGCACAAAAAGCUUAUUUCUCUACAAUUCUGUGCACAAAUUUGUUUACAUCCCUGUUAGUGAGCAUUUCCCCUUUGCCAAGAUAAUCCAUACACAUGACAGGCAUAUCAAGAAGCUAAUUAAAUAGCAUGAUCAUUACUACACAGGUGCACCUUGUGCUGGGGACAAUAAAAGGCCACUCUAAAAUGUGCAGGUUUGUCACACAACACAAUGCCACAGAUGCCUCAAGUUUUGAGGUAGCGUGCAAUUGGCAUGCUGACUGCAGGAAUGUCCAACAUAGCUGUUGCCAGAUAAUUGAAUGUUCAUUUCCCUACCAUAAGCCGCCUCCAACGUCGUUUUAGAGAAUUUGGCAGUACGUCCAACCGGCCUCACAACUGCAGACCACGUGCAACUACGCCAGCCCAUGACCUCCACAUCCGGCGGGAUCGUCUGAGACCAGCCACCCAGACAGCUGAUGAAACUGUGGGUUUGCACAACGAAAUAAUUUCUGCACAAACUGUCAGAAACCGUCUCAGGGAAGCUAAUCUGCAUGCUCGUCGUCCUCACCAGGGUCUUGACCUGACUGCAGUUCGGCAUCAUAAACGACUUCAGUGGGCAAAUGCUCACCUUUGAUGGCCACUGGCACGUUGGAGAAGUAUGCUCUUCACGGAUAAAUCCUGGUUUCAACUGUUCCGGGCCAAUGGCCCGGUUUGAGAUGUCAACGUUGUGAACAGAGUGCCCCAUGGUGGCGGUGGGGUUAUGGUAUGGGCAGGCAUAAGCUACAGACAACGAACAAUUACAUUUUAUCGAUGGCAAUUUGAAUGCACAGAGAUACCGUGACUAGAUUCUGAGGCCCAUUGUCGUGCCAUCCAUCACCUCAUGUUUCAGCAUGACAAUGCACGGCCCCAUGUAGCAAGGAUCUGUACACAAUUCCUGGAAGCUGAAAAUGUCCCAGUUCUUCCAUGGCCUGCAUACUCACCAGACAUGUUACCCAUUGAGCAUGUUUGGGAUGCUCUGUAUCGACGUGUACCACAGCAUGUUCCAGUUCCCGCCAAUAUCCAGAAACGUCGCACAGCCAUUGAAGAGGAGUGACACAACAUUCCACAGGCCACAAUCAACAGCCUGAUCAACUCUAUGCGAAGGAGAUGUCGUGCUGCAUGAGGUAAAUGAUGGUCACACCAGAUACUGACAGUUUUUUUGAUCCACGCCCAUACCUUUUUUUUCAAGGUAUCUGUGACCAACAGAUGCAUAUCUGUAUUCCCAGGCAUGUAAAAUCCAUAGAUUAGGGCCUAAUGCAUUUAUUUCAAACCCUUUCCUUAGAAACCCUUAGAGAAAAGGGUUUCUAAGGAUACCAUUUUUUUUAAUGAUGCCUGCCUGUUACUGUUUGUAUGUGUGUGCCUCUCCUCUAUUAAUGCAUAUUUUUCCUGGCUCCACGGACAACCCACCCCCGUCAAGCGAGGGAGGUGUGUGUAUGUGUGGGUGCCUACACGCUACCAGCUGCUCCACUAGUACCCAGACUGCAAUAACAGUGUGAGGUUCAGCUCACUAACUGGGUGUGAAAGCACUGACUAGGAGUGUCCUGUCAAGUCCUUAAAAUGUUUCUCUCCAUCUCUCUCUCUCUCCUGUCAAACAACACAAUUCUAUUAUAGAAUGUUAUGUCUGCUGAAUUUGCAUGCGCAAGCCAAGCGCCACAACUACGGUCAGUAGCACUGUCAAAGCUGUAAAAAAUAUUGUCUGCAAACAGGCCAUGAUGUGUUUGCAUACCGCAUUGGUAAUAAGCCAUUAUGUGUUUGAUCGAAUGGGUAAAUGUCUGUGUGAGCAUUUAAAUAAGAUCAGUAUCUUAUUUAGUAGUCCAACAUUUUCCCCGACAUGCAACCAUCACAGAGGCAGCAGAGAAAGGAUGGUGAUCCUGUUGCUAUCAGAGUCCCUGCUGUUUCUGCCUGCCAGCCAGCCACAUCCCAAGCAGUUGCACCCGAUUCAUCCUAGCUAGUCAAAAUACAGAAUACCCUUACAAAAAUGUACCAUGGCACUACUAUGGUACUUUCAUUCAUACCAUGGUAUUAAUAUGGUACUUUCACUUAUACCAUGGUAUAGUCUGAAUAAUGGAAAUGUACCAUUGGUUUAGCCUUGAAGUAUGAUGGUACUGCCAUUGUACCUAAAUAUUACCAUGGUAUUGAUUCAUUUAUACCAUGGUAUAGAUCUGAAUCAUGGAAAUGUACCAUGGUUGUAGCUUUGAAGUAUGAUGGUACUGCCAUACACCUACAUAAUACCAUGGCAUUGCCUCAUUUAUACCAUGGUAUAGAUGUGGGUCAUGGAAAAAACGUGGAUUUAAACCACAUUAUACAUUCUACCAUGGUAAUGCACGAUUAUGAUAAAUGGUACCAAGAAUUAUCAUAUGGUACCAUCUUUAUUAAUUGUGCAUUACCAGUAUAAUGCAAUAAAUAAAUAAACCCCCAAGGUCAAAAGAGGUUGAUUGGUAUUAUAUUGAUGAAUUUAUAUACCAGUAUGGGCAAGUUUCUGAUAAAGUCAGAGGCAGGCUACUAUUGUUGGUCCUAAUUUGUCUGUAAUAUCAAAGAAAAAGGGAAAUAGUUGCUGUGAAAAAAGGGGUAAUUUUAUAAGAGUAGCCAAGUCAGUUGAUUGAGAGAGAGACAACUGAAAACUGUAUUGAAGAGAGAAGCACCAGAUUAUUUCAUAUCUUCAAUGUUUCAGACUCCCGUCAUUCUUCUCACUAUACCCUAUCCAGGUCCCAAGGUUUAAGAGGGUACACUACACUACUAGACCAUGUGUGUUGUGGUUUUUCACUAUGAGCUAAAGGGGUUUAAGAGGGUACUAGACCUAUGCUUUGCCAUUUGCUGAGUGAGUAGUCAAUGUUGCAUUUUGUGAGUAUCAUAAAUUACUAUGUUUUUGGUCACUUUACCCCAAAAAUGGUGGGAUACAGACCAUCAUAAUACAUUGUAAACAAUUACCAUGCUUUCAUGUUUCACUACAUGCUGCUAGUACAAAACCAUGGUAUUUUUUUGUACCAUGGUAGUUAGUUCAAUGGAAUAAUAUCAUGUUUUUUUUUUGGUCACUACGAUGGCAGGAACAUACCAUGGUAUUGGUGCAAAUACCAUGGUAUUUUCCUGCCAUGGCAGUGACCAAAAAAACAUGAUAGUACCAUGGUAUUUUUUUCAUUGUACUACCAUGCUAAAUUUUUGUGAGGGUAAUAAUCAAGAAUUUUGUCAACAUUGAUGACCGUUUGGAAACUGGAGGUAGGCUGUCUCCCUACUACGUUGACUUCGGUUUGCAGUGUGAGAAAGUCACUCACACAUACCUUUGAUGUUAUUUGCAACUUCUGGGCUAGCUAGCUUUGGCUUGGUACUGAGCUAGAACCAAUGCAACCAGACUGAAAACAAUUACCAGAAACUGCAAUCAUUUUCAAUAUUCUUAGCAAUGAUUUAGGAAUACAUGUGACUAAGUAUUAGCUAGGCAGCCACUUGUUGUUCUCCUAAUGAAAUAGAACUUCAGUUAAUGAAAAUAACUAGCUAACUAGCUAAAUAAUGAAAUAAACAAGCUAGCCAGCUACCUAGCCAUGUUGCCCCAAGCUAACGUUAUAAGCACCUAGCUAGCUUCAUCUGACUAGGGUGGCUCGACCGGACCGGGUCCGACCAUCAUCAACCAAAUACGAAAACUGUCCAUAACGUGGGGUAUUUUAAAUGAUGACACAUAGCUGUGUGGGAGGGAGGAGUGCAGGUACUGUAAUGUUUGUGGUGCCAACAGAAAGGCUGAGGCCAGGGAAUCGUUUGUGGAUAGCUAACUAUAGCUACUGAAACAUAUGUAUUUUUGCUAUGUUUUUAGGGGAGAACAUUGUUUGCAUCCAUCAGCUAGCUAACUUUUGUUUUCUGACCAGCACUGUCCCAGAACUUGGGGAAGUGCGGCAGUGGCAGGUGCGCAAGACAAAACUUUACCAGCAUCAUAGCAUACAUAUCAGUGAAUCGCUGUGACAUAUGAAAUACGAGUGAUAGUGUAAUCAUAAAAACUAUUGAUGAACAUGUUAAAUUAUUAUGUGACAUGCAGUCAUAUUCAGGUCCUGAUUGGUCGACAAGCUUAUAUGAGGCGUCAAAUAGUGUUAUUUGACGCGUCAGAUAGUGUUAUUUGAGGCGUCAAAUAGUGUUAUUUGACGUGUAUCUUUUUUGACAAGCAAAGACCCAAACGGCAUUCCAUAGCUGGCUGGGAGAGUAAUAACAGAUAAAUGCAGAGUGUAUAGAGGAGGGGAUGGGUUAGGGUGGGGCCAGGAGAGGAGAACCUGUGGAUGGUGUGUGUUUUCUCUGCUGCUAGGCAACAGAAGAGCAACUGUAAGUGUGUGUGUAUGAACAUGAUGUUCCUAUGCUUGUGUGUACACUGAUUAUUCCCAGCAGCAGAAGGCUAGGCCGGCUAGGUAUCUAGCAUACAGCAGCCUCAACCACGGGACGUGUGUGUGUGUGUGUGUGUGUGUGUGUGUGUGUGUGUGUGUAUGAGAGAGGAGCGGGGAUUGCAUGACGUGUACAAGGAAAAACCAUGGUCCCUUAGCCAGUGGAGAAGAGGGCUGGGGAUUGUUUUUAAGUGUUAGAAGGAUCAAAUCACCGCUGGUCACCUAUCCUGUAAACCUUCCCCUCCUUCACCACACACACACACACACACACACACACACACACACACACACACACACACACACACACACACACACACAGAUAGAGUUGUAAUAAUCAUGUAGGUAGGUUGUAGUACCAGUACUGUCCUUCUGUCCAGUGUUGUGUCAACAGGCCCGACUAUCAGUCCACAAACGGUUCCCUGGCCUCAGCCUUUCUGUGGGUACCACAAACAUUACAGUACCUGCCGGCCUGCACUCCUCCCGCCCACACACCUCUGUGAUGAGUAAAGAGUAAAGAUCUAUUCAAAACGACUGUUUCUAUUACACCAUAUAGCUACACAUAUUAGCUCCCAGCUAAAGCUGCUUGUUUACUGGCAGGCCUCUCCUCUGUGUGUUUACCUGUUGUUGUAGUUGUCACCUCAUAUCUGGUUUGACAUGCUGAUGCCCUCUAGGCUCAGCUCAGUUAUACACACAGCCCAACCUCUGUCUAGCUCUGUGUUCAGCCCAAACAUUCACAGCCCACAGUGUUUUCCAGAAGCACAUGGAGUAGCCAGACAAAUAGAAAAGGUAGCCAGCCAGGCUCCCCCAGGCUGUGGGAUGGGCUUGCCCCCCGGGUUUAUACAUUUUUGCUGAACAAGCUCUAUUUUGGUGGCCUCUGGUACAUCCUAAUGCUAGAUUGUAUUUUCAACCAGCAACUAUCAGGAAAGAACACUGAUUUUUUUUUAAAUCACGCUUUUACAGUGUUCGUUUCAUCAACUUCUACAGACUUCAAGCUUCCUUUUAAGAGGAUUUUCUCAGCUAUCUGCAAUACAGGUAUUAUUGAAGAAUGAAGCAGGUGUUUAAUCAUGGGCUUUGCUACACAGAAAGCAGCAGUUAAUUAUUCCAUUGUCAACACUUUGAUUAAAUCAGUAGACCUAAAAUACCAUAUAAGAAUCAUUUGCUUUUAAAACAAUUCAGUCUGUUUUCUGUUAUCAUAUUUUGGAUCCAGAGUGAGGCUAUCUCUCCACUACCUAUUGUUCCAGCAGUGAGGAGGAUUCACCAUCUUCAUCAAAUGUUUUUAUAAUUUAUCUGCAGAUAAUCGCCAAAAAGCCUACCAGUAUGCAAAUUAGGGAGCGAAAUGAACGGCUCUCUUACCGAUGCGAUUCGGUAGGCUACUGACGAGUCACUCACUUUAAAGGGAUACUUCAGUAUUUUGGCAAUGAAGCCUUUUAGCUACUUCCCCAGAGUCAGAUGAACUCGUGGAUAGAAAUGUUAAGUCUCUGCGUGCAGUUUGAAGGAAGUUGCUAACUAGCGUUAGCGCAAAUGCUAACUAGCGUUAGCGCAAUGACUGGAAGUAUUUGGUAACUGCUAGCAUGCUAGUAGAUACCAUAGACUUCCAGUCAUUGCGCUAACAUUAGUUAGCAUUGGCUCGCAAAGCUACCUUGAACUGAAAAUAAAAAUGAUAUCCAUGAGUUCAUCUGACUCUGGGGAAGUAGAUAAAAGCCUUCAUUGCCAAAUUUUCGAAGUAUCCCUUUAUUAUCAUUGUCUGGCAAGUCCUGAUGGACUUCAUAUAUAAAAUACAAACGAGAUCUUUAGUUUACUUGUCCCGAUGCGAUACCAUGGACAUACAGUAACUAUGUUGUAUGAUUUAUGAAUGGCAAGGAUAUGAGAUUGACUUUAUUCAGUCAGUUCGACACCUGUUCGUCAAUCAAAGCACAGUAAAUAGCCUAUGCGCCACCACUCCGUGGCUGCAUAUGAAGCACGCCAGGGCCCAAUUUCAACUUUUCUUCUCACUGGCCCAGAAGGGCCAGUUGGCCAAAAAUGUACUGGCCCGAACAGAAUUUCUACUGGCCCGGACAUGGUGUAGUUCUUAGGGUGUUUUCACACUUGGUCCCUUUCAGGCAAUUUUUGUGAACUCAGUGCGGUUCACUUAAUUUUUUGUGCUGUGUGAACACUCCAAAGGAACUCAGACCCCUCAAAAGAGCCCCCGAAGCGAACCGAACUGAAACCAUCUCAAGAGGUGGUCUGAGUUCGGUUCGCUUGAAUUCCGCGGUCCGGUUCUCUUUUUUAGGGCAAUUUGAACACAAAGCUCCCCAGGUUCGCUUGUCAUUAUUCCCGCACCACACAAUAAACUACUGCAACACUGUUUCCCCUGCCUAUAACCUCACAUUGGUGCCACAAAAGAGAAGAUGAUGAUGUGCAGGUUCACAGGAAAAAAUGUGUGCUGUUUUUGGAUAUUCAUUAGCGAUUGUUAAGGACGCACAGAAAUUCCAAAAUGUGUGGAGUUUUUAGUUCAGAUUAUUUGUUUGCUAUAUGUGAUCUAUAGGCUAAAAGAGCUUCAUAAGCUGUUUAUUGAUUGUGGGGUUUGAAUAGUGUGAGAAGACAACCUAUUUGGUGAGAAUCGCAAUAUAGGGUACAAAAUCUAUUCUAAUUAUUAAAGGGGCAGUAGCCUACCUUGGGUGUACAAUUUUCAAUUACAUCAUAAUUUAUUCUGCAGUUAUUCUAUUGCUAUUUGUUCUGUUAGCAAUAACAUGUACAUGUUAAUAGUAUCUUCUGUUUACAAUUAUUAUGUCUCACAUUUUAAUUAAAUGCAAUCUAUAGCUUCCAAAAUGUAAGUAGGUAUAUCUAGCUGUCCGAUAACACAUUCUGAUUGCAUGUUGGAAAAAGAUCUUGGUUCCUUUCUAAACAUAGAAAUGUGAAUGCAAAGAGGACUCGGUCCACAAAAUAGGUGAAGUGAACUUACAAAAGAGUUGAGUCCUCAUUCAAAGGCAAGGGCAGUGUGAAUACAAAGAGAACUGAGCUAUUUUGCUUUUACUAUUUUUUUUUACCCCAGUGAACUUUAAAGAGGACUGAGAUCAGGUAUUUUAAAGAGGACUAUAUGUGAAAACACCGUUAAAUGCAUUGGGGCUUACUCUCUAUAUUCAGCUAUUAAUAGGCUACAUUUUGUUAUUAUGAUAUGUAUUAAAAAGCUGUGUAAUAUUAUUUAGCAAUACAAGUCAUUACUUUAUUCUUUAGAAUGGCAUUGUAUGGGGAAGGGUACCAAAACAUUUCUGCACCAUUGAAGGUCCCCAAGAACACAGUGGCCUCCAUCAUUCAGAAAUGGAAGCAGUUCGGAACCACCAAGACUCUUCCUAGAACUGGCUGCCCGGCCAAACUGAGCAAUCGGGGGAGAAGGGCCUUGGUCAGGGAGGUUACCAAGAACCCGAUGGUCACUCUGACAGAGCUCCAGAGUUCCUCUUCCAGAAGGGGAACCAUCUCUGCAGCACUCCAACAAUCAGGUCUUUAUAGUAGACUGGCCAGACGGAAGCCACUCCUCAGUAAAAGGCACAUGACAGCCCACUUGGAGUUUGCCAAAAGGCACCUAAAGGACUCUCAGACCAUGAGAAACAAGAUUCUCUGGUCUGAUGAAACCAAUAUUGAACUCUUUGGCCUGAAUGCCAAGCGUCACAUUUGGAGGAAACCUGGCACCAUCACUACGGUGAAGCAUGGUGUUGGUAUGUUUUUCAGCGCACAAAACACACACCCAGGUACUGAGAGGCAGGACAGACAGCAGACUGUCAAACCAGCAGUGUUCCCUGUCAUCGCUCACUUUGUGAAUGACAGGCACCUGUCCUAUCAAUAGAUCGCUAGAAGAUGCAUAUCGUUCAUUCUAGUGGGAGAGAGCUCGGCAGACUUUUUUCUGACUAGCGAAUUGAAAAGAUAAAAGCCUAGUUAAUUAAGUGGAUAUAGUAGUGGAACACACUAAGCUCAACCUCUGUCUAGCUCUAUGUUCAGCCCAGACAUUCACACAGACCAACAUAAUCAAAUGAAAUUGUAUUUGUCACAUGCUUCGUAAACAGGAUAGAUAAUAAGCAGUAGCAGCAGCGUAUGUGAUAAGUGGAAAGAGUUCGUGCAACAGGUGUAGACCUUACCGUGAAAUGCUUACUUACAAGCCCUUAACCAACAAUGCAGUUCAAGAAAUAGAGUUAAGAAAAUAUUUACUAAAUAAACUAAAACUAAAAAAUGAAAUAAAAAGUAACACAAGAAAAUUACAUAACAAUAACGAGGCUAUAUACAGGGUGUACCAGUACCGAGUCAAUGUCCGGGGAUACAGGUUAGUCGAGGUAAUUUGUAAAGUGACUAUGCAUAGAUAAUAAAUAGCGAGUAGCAGCAGUAUAAAAACACUGCUGGGGGGGUCAAUGUAAAUAGUCUGGGUGGCCAUUUUAUUGUUUGUUUUACAGUUUUAUGGCUUGGGGGUAGAAUCUGUUAAGGAGCCUUUUGGUCCAAGAUUUGGCCCUCUGGGACAGCUUGCCGUGCGGUAGCAGAGAGAACAGUCAAUGACUUGGGUGACUGGAGUCUAUGACAAUUUUUUGGGCCUUCCUCUGACACCGCCUAGUAUAUAAUUUAGGUCCUGGAUGUCAGGAAGCUUGGCACCAGUGAUGUACAGGGCUGUACGCACUACCCUCUGUAGCGCCUUACGGUCAAAUGCCGAGCAGUUGCCAUACCAGGCGGUGAUGCAACUGGUCAGGAUGCUCUCGAUGGUGCAGCUGUAUAACUUUUAGAGGAUCUGGGGACCCAUGCCAAAUCUUUUCAGUCACUUGAGGGGGAAAAGGUGAUGUCGUGCCCUCUUCACAACUGUCUUGGUGUGUUUGGACCAUGAUAGUUUGUUGAUGAUGUGGACCAACAAUGCAGUCCUUGCACCACACUGCCUGGUCUCUGACCUCCUCCGUAUAGGCUGUCUCAUCGUUGUCGGUGAUCAGGCCUACCACUGUUGUGUCGUCAGCAAACUUAAUGAUGGUGUUGGAGUCGUGCUUGGCCACGCGGUCGUGGGUGACCAGGGAAUUCAGGAGGGGACUAAGCACGCACCCCUGAGGAUCAGCAUGGCAGAUGUGUUGUUGCCUACCCUUACCACCUGGGAGCGGCCCGUCAGGAAGUCCAGGAUCCAGUUGCAGAGGGAGGUGUUUAGUCCCAGGGUCCUUAGCUUAGUGAUGAGCUUUGUGGGCACUAUGGUGUUGAAUGCUGAGCUGUAGUCAAUGAUCAGCAUUCUCACAUAGGUGUUCCUUUUUGUCCAGGUGGGAAAGGGCAGUGUGGAGUGUGAUUGAGAUUCCGUCAUCUGUGGAUCUGCUGGGGCGGUAUGCGAAUUGGACUGGGUCUAUGGUUUCCGGCAUGAUGGUGUUGAUGUGAGCCAUGACCAGCCUUUCAAAGCACUUCAUGGCUACCAACGUGAGUGCUAAGGGGCGGUAAUAAUUUAGGCAGGUUAUGUUUGCGUUCUUGGGCACAGGGACUAUGGUGGUCUGUUUGAAACAUGUAGGUAUUGCAGACUCGGUCAGGGAGAGGUUGAAAAUGUCAGUGAAGACACUUGCCAGUUGGUCCACGCAUGCUCGGAGUACACAUCCUGGUAAUUCGUUUGUACCCGCGGCUUUAUGAAUGUUGACCUGUUUAAAGGAGAGCAUGAUCACACAGUCGUCCGAAACAGCUGGUGCGCUCAUGCGUGGUUCAGUGUUGCUUGCGGCUGGGUUUCCCUUGGUAAUCUGUGAUAGUUUGCUAUACCUGCCACAUGAAACAUUCAUAAGCCAUUAAAUUUUUUGUUAACCAAAUUCAACACUCUCUCAUUGACCUCCAUACAAGAAGUCCUUGCUUGGUGGAAAAAAAAAUACAUUAGUGCCUGUGCUGUCUGAGAUAUCUUGUGUGACUAAAGUACGAACAAAAAAAAUAAAAAAUAAAUAAAGACGAACAGACGGAGACCGAUCCACAGUCCACUCCCCGAUUCCAUCGUAGGGGACAAUGAAACCGGUGACUGAUAUGGUAAACUCCUCAAUGUUAUCGGAUGAAUCGUGAAACAGUCUUGUAUCUUAGCAUCCGCUUUAUCGGACCACUUCCAAAUUGAGCGUGUCACUGGUACUUCCUGUUUGAGUUUUUGCUUGUAAGCAGGAAUCAGGAUGAUAGAGUUAUGGUCAGAUUUGCCAAAGGGAGGGCGAGGGAGAGCCUUGUAUGCGUUUGUAUGUGUUGAGUAAGGUGAACAACUUUUGUUGCUUCUAGUUGCACAGGUGACACGGUGGUAAAGUUGAGGUAAAACGGAUCACCGGCCUCGAGAAGUGCCAUCUCUGGAUGUGCAUUUUCUUGUUUGCGAAUGGCCCUAUACAGCUCGUUAAGUGUGGUCUUACAUGCUGACCAAACUGGCUCCGCGUGUGUUGAUUUUGUCGAUCCCCACCAGACACGUUUAUGACUCACAGGUUAAAAUACCAAAACCAACUGUGAACCAACUAUAUUAAUUUGGGGACAGAUCGAAACACACAUGAAACAUUCAUAUACAUUUAGCUAGCUUGCUGUUGCUAGCUAAUUUGACCUGGAAAAUAAACAUUGGGUUGUUAUUAUACCUGAAAUUCAUGUUCCUUUUUUUUGCUAGGUAUGACCCAUGUUGAAACAAAAUUGUGUGCUCUCUACUCCGACAAUUAAUACACAGAUAAAAAGGGGAAACUAGUUUUUUCUUCUGUGGAUUUUAUAUGGCUGUUGGCAACCAACUUUAAGGUGCAUUACCACCACCAAAUGGACUGGAGUGUGGCCCUCGUUCAUCUUUCAGUAACCCAUGUGGGUAAAUGCUCCUAAAAACCAAUGAGAACAUGAGAGAGGCGGGACUUGCAGCGUGUCUACAAUAGAACAACGUUUUAUUUUAGCGCAUGGCUACGCUUGUUGAUGCGCACGAGCAGUUCGGAAGAAUUGAUUUAAUAAAAUGUAUGUGUACAUUUCUUUUGCAACGCUCGCGAAUGCAACACGGUAUAUAUAUGAAAACUCUUCACUAGCCCACUGCCGUUUUUUCUCCCCCUUUUCCCUGAAGUAAGUGUGCACUCGUUCACUCCUCGUCAAAGCUUGAAAAGCAUUGUAUUGGUUCAUCAUGGGCUGCAAAUGGAGUUAAUUAUUAGUUAAUUAUCACUGUAGUGUACUCAGUUGCUGUUAUAAGGCUUCUUAACAGCCAUUGAGAAGUGCUUCUGUGUUCUCCGCUGGGGAAACAAACGAUUUGCCUCAGAGGCUUAGCUUCACGCUGCCGGUAAGCAUGUCUAGUAUGUACAGUAUUUGGGACAUCUGAUGCUUGUGCUGUUCGGUAAAUACCAGGAAUCUCAUUGGCUGCUUUGAGGUGGAGUGACACUGGUGGGACAUUGGACAACGGUUUCUGAGGAAAUCCCAAAUCCCAAUCAAGUUAUGGUACCGAAAUGAGAAUGUUCAAAUUAUCCAAGCGUGACUUUGUUGAGCUUCACAAUCAAUUUUAGAUUUAGGCAGAGAUCAUCAACUAGAUUCAGCCGCGGGACGAUAUUUGUUUGUUGAGCGGAUGGUCAGGGGGCCUAAACAUAAUUACAAAUAAUUUGUAGACUGCAAAUUGACCGCAAGAAGCCCAAACAGAUAUACUAUUUGAUUAAAACAUAAUCAUUUCAAACCUUGCUUACAUUUGGACCAGAAUGGCGCCGGAGGAGAUGGCUGCCAUUUUACGGGCUCCUAACCAAUUGUGCUAUUUGUGUUUUUUCACGUUAUUUGUAACGUAUUUUGUACAUAAUGUUUCUGCCACCAUCUCUUAUGACCGAAAAUAGCUUCUGGAUAUCAGUACAGCGAUUACUCACUUCGUAGUGGACUAAUAUUUUUUUCUUUAAUGAGUCAGACGCGAAGGAUUUUCUUCAGACACCCGACAAGAGAUAUCAGGAACAUAGGUCGGGGUGCCUUGUAAGGAUCCGACGGAGAAUGGGUAAUCUGCCUCUACCAUCAGUCCUAUUAGCCAACGUACAAUCAUUGGAUAACAAAAUAGACAAACUACGAUCACGGAUAUCCUACCAACGGGACAUUAAAAACUGUAAUAUCUUAUGUUUCACCGAGUCGUGGCUGAAUGACGACAUGGAUAACAUACAGCUGGCGGGAUAUUCGCUGCAUCGGCAAGAUAGAACAGCUGCCUCCGGUAAGAAUAGGGGUGGCGGUCUGUGUAUAUUUGUAAACAACAGCUGGUGCACGUAAUCUAAUAUUAAGGAAAUAUCAAGGUUUUGCUCGCCUGAGGUAGAGUAUCUAAUGAUAAGCUAUAGACCACACUAUUUACCAAGAGAGUUUUCAUCUAUAUUUUUCGUAGCUGUCUAUUUACCACCACAAACCGAUGCUGGCACUAAGACCGCACUCAAUGAGCUGUAUAAGGCCAUAAGCAAACAGGAAAACGCUCAUCCAGAGGCGGCACUCCUAAUUUGCCGGGGACUUUAAUGCAGGGAAACUUAAAUCCGUUUUACCUAAUUUCUUACAGCAUGUUAAAUGUGCAAACUGAGGAAAAUAACUCUAGACCACCUUUACUCCACACACAGAUGCGUACAAAGCUCUCCCUCGCCCUCCAUUUCGCAAAUCUGACCAUAACUUUAUCCUCCUGAUUCCUGCUUACAAGCAAAAACUAAAGCUGGAAAGCACCAGUGACUCGGUCAAUAAAUAAGUGGUCAGAUGACGCAGAUGCUAAGCUACAGUAAUGUUUUGCUAGCACAGACUGGAAUAUGUUCCGGGAUUCUUCCAAUGGCAUUGAGGAGUACGCCACAUCAGUCAGAAAUCUUGCUUGUUUGUAGGUGAUCAAAUACUUAUUUUCCACCAUAAUUUGCAAAUAAAUUCAUUAAAAAUCCUACAAUGUGAUUUUCUGGAUUUUCUUUCCUCAAUUUGUCUGUCAUAGUUGACGUGUACCUAUGAUGAAAAUUACAGGCCUCUCUCAUCUUUUUAAGUGUGAGAACUUGCACAAUUGGUGGCUGACUAAAUACUUUUUUUCCCCACUGUAACAUCUAUAGAAGACACAGAAAUGCUUAUGGGGAAGGUGUUGCUGUAUAUAUUCAGAGCCAUAUCCCUGUAAUGCUUAGAGAAGAUCUUAUGUCAAGUGUUAUUGAAGUGUUGUGGUUGCAGGUUCACUUGGCACAUAUAAAGCCUUUUCUUUUCUUUUAGGGUGUUGCUAUAGGCCACCAAGUGCUAACAGUCAGUAUCUAAAUAAUAUGUGUGAAAUGUUUGAUAGUGUAUGGGAUGUAAACAGAGAGGUCUACUUUCUUGCCGACCUGAAUAUUGACUGGUUUUCAUCAAGCUGUCCGCUCAAGAGGAAGCUUCUCACUGUAACCAGUGCCUGUAAUCUGGUUCAGGUUAUUAAUCAACCUACCAGGGUGUUUACAAACACUACAGGAACAAGAUCAUCCACAUGUAUUGAUCACAUUUUUACUAACACUGUAGAACUUUGUUCUAACGCUAUAUCCGUACCCAUUGGAUGCAGUGAUCAUGGUGGCUAUAUCCAGGAAAGCUAAAAUUCCAAAAGCUGGGCCUAAAAUAGUGUAUAAGAGAUCAUACAAAAUAUUUUUCUGUGACUCUUAUGUGGAUGAUGUUAAAAAUAUUUGUUGGUCUGAUGUGAUUAAUAAGGAGCAUCUAGACGCUGCACUUGAUGAAUUUAUGAAAUUGCUUCUUCCAAUUAUUGAUAAACACGCACCUGUUAAGAAACUGACUGUUAGAACUGUUAAGGCUCCAUGGAUUGAUGAGGAAUUGAAAAAAUGUAUGGUUGAAAGAGAUGGGGCAAAAGGAGUGGCUGGUAUGUCUGGCUGCACAUCUGACUGGCUGAAUUACUGCAAAUUGAGAAAUGAUGUGGGUGGGAUGCUGAUCACUGGGAUGACGGCUCAACUUGGGAUGGGGAGGGGCUUUAGCGGGGGAAUUAGUGGAGUACAAUUGAAGGGUUACUCCGUAGCAAUGCAAAUAUCACGGUACAGCUAUAUGGACACUCAAUCAUUACGGUAUUUUUUAUUGGUAAAUUUACAAACAUAUAUAAUGAUAAAUAGACUUGAAACUUGUAUCUCAUUAUGGUGUAUGGUGAAAUAAGUAUAGCCAGUUAUAAUUGUAAUGGCUUAGCUGAUAAUAACAAAAUAAGAACAAUAUUUCUCCCAUGGGCAAAGAAAUUCAAAAGGGGUGAUGAUAUUAAUUAAUAGUAAUUUCGAUCCGAAUGUGCAAAUUGUCCAAAUAGAUACGCAAGGUAGAUGGAUUAUUUUAAAUAUGUUAUUGGACCAUCAACCGAUAUGGCUCAUUAACCUUUACGGACCAAAUAUUGAUGAUCCUCAAUUCUUUCACAAUAUAUAUAAUAAAUUAUCAACCCUGCAAGCAAUUCAAGACAAUAUUAUUAUGGUGGGUGAUUAUAAUACUGUUUUAAAUAGCUCAAUGGACCGUAAAGGAAAUCACACCACAAACAAUCACCCACAUGCUCUUAAGGAAAUCGUGAACGUCAUGGAUACAUUAGAACUAGUAGAUAUAUGGAGGCUUAAAUAUCCUGAUCUAGUAAGAUAUACAUGGCUGAGACUCAAUCAAGCUAGUCGUCUUGUCUUCUUUCUUAUGUCAUUCUCGUUGGCACCAAAAGUAAAAAAAAAAAAAAGUGUUGAUAGGGGACAGAAUGCGGUCGGACCAUCAUAUAAUAGGCAUAUACAUUACUCUUACUGAAUUUCCACGUGGGCGAGGAUAUUGGAAAUUUAAUCAAAGCCUAUUGGAUGAUAAUUUAUUUAUAAUUAGAACAAAGGAAUUUAUAACUGACUUUUUCCAACAUAACAUAGGUACAGCGAAUCCCCUUAUUGUAUGGGACACCUUUAAAUGUGCCUUUAGAGGCCAUGCAAUUCAGUACUCAUCUCGAAAACAAAAGCAAUUUAGGUCAAAAGAGUUUAUACUAACAAAGGAAAUAGAAAGUCUAACAGAACAGAUAGAUGGCAAUAAAAACUGUAACAUAGAGGCUCAGAAUAAAUUAGAGGAAAAACUAAAAGAAAUGGAGAAACUUAUUCAAGAAAGAUCAAGUGUAAUAUAAUUUUAACAAUAAAGCAAACUGGAUGGAAUAUGGGGAAAAAUGCAAAAAAAAAAAUUUUUAAUCUUCAACAUAGGAAUGCUACCAAAAAGAACUUAAUGAAACUGGUUACAAUUGACGGAGUCACCCAUAAUUCACCAAAUGAUAUUUUGAAGGAAGAAACAAAGUACUUUAACCAUAUGUUUUCUUUUCAGUCGCCUCCAUCUCCUCUAACUGAAGCUAAUUGUAGAGAUUUUUUUUUUAUUGAUAAUGUCAAAUUAACAGCCACACAGAAAAACUCAUGUGAAGGUGAAAUUACAGAGGAGGAACUUCUGGAUACAAUUUAAAACUUUAAGUCUGCGAAAACUCCAGGGUUGGAUGGCAUACCAGUCGAGGUAUACCAAACCUUUUUUGAUAUACUAAGAGCACCGUUAUUAGCAUGUUUAACCACUCCUAUGUAAAUGGUAGAUUAUCUGACACUCAAGAAGAAGGUCUGAUCUCAUUAUUACUGAAACAGGAUACAAGUGAAAAAUAUAAAGAUCCAGUCCAUUUACAAAAUUGGAGGCCCCUUACACUUCAGUGUUGUGAUGCAAAAAUUCUAGCAAAAUGUAUAGCGCAUAGAAUUAAAAAGGUAUUGUCGGAUAUUAUUCAUUCUAAUCAGACAGGUUUUUUACAUGGAAGAUACAUUGGAGAUAAUAUAAGGCAAGUAUUGGAAACAAUAGAACGCUAUGGAAAAUAUGGGAAACCAGGCCUGCUAUUCAUAGCAGACUUCGAAAAGGCAUUUGAUAAAGUUCGACUGGGGUUUAUAUAUAAAUGCCUGGAGCAUUUCAAUUUUGGAGAAUCUCUUAUAAAAGGGGUCAAAAUCAUGUAUAGUAACCCUAGGUGUAAAAUAGUAAAUAAUGGCUAUUUCUCAGAAAGUUUUAAACUGUCAAGAGGAGUGAAACAAGGUUGUCCACUAUCGGCAUAUCUAUUUAUUGUGGCCAUCGAGAUGUUAGCUAUUAAAAUCAGAUCCAAUAAUAAUAUCAGAGGAUUAGAAAUCCAGGGCUUAAAAAUAAAGGUGUCAUUGUACGCUGAUGAUUCAUGUUUUCUUUUAAAUCCACAACUAGAAUCCCUCCACAGCCUCAUAGAGGAUCUAGAUACAUUUUCUAACCUCUCUGGAUUACAACCAAAUUAUGACAAAUGUACUGUAUUACGUAUUGGAUCACUAAAAAAUAAAAAUUUACAUUACCAUGUAGUUUACCAAUAAAAUGGUCUGAUGGUGAUGUGGAUAUACUCGGAAUACAUAUCCCAAAGGAAAUAAAUGAUCUCACUUCAAUAAAUGUUAAAAGAAAGUUAGCAAAAAUAGAUAAGAUCUUACUACCAAAGAGUUAAUCACCCUGAUUAACUCUUUAGUAUUAUCCCAGUUUACCUAUUUGCUUAUGGUCUUGCCUACGCCUAGAGAACAGUUUUUUAAAUUAUAUGAGAAAAAAAUAUUCAAUUUUAUUUGGAACGGCAAGCCAGACAAAAUUAAAAGGGCAUAUUUAUAUAAUGAAUAUGAAUUCGGAGGACAGAAAUUAUUAAAUAUUAAAGCAUUAGACCUAUCACUAAAAGCUUCAGUCAUACAAAAGUUAUACUUAAAUCCGAACUGGUUCUCAAGCAAAUUAGUAAGAUUGUCUCACCCAAUGUUCAAGAAAGGCCUUUUUCCCUUUAUUCAGAUUACAACAACUCAUUUGCAGUUAUUUGAAAAGGAAAUCAUCUCCCAAAUAUCACUAUUUCUAAAACAAGCCAUAGAAAGUUGGUUGCAAUUUCAAUUUCAUCCUCCAGAAACGACAGAAUAAAUAAUGCAACAAAUAUUGUGGUUAAAUUCAAAUAUACUAAUUGACAAAAAACCUUUAUUUUUUGACAGAAUGUUUAAAAAAGGUAUAAUCUUCGUAAAUGAUAUCAUCGGUAGGACUGGUGGAGUUAUGUCGCACAUGCAGCUAACAAAAACAUAUGGAAAUGUCUGCUCUACCCAAAAUUACAACCAAAUAAUUGCAGCCUUACCGCAAAAGUGGAAGAGGAAAGUGGAAGUGGGAGAAAGUAAGGAACUUGUCUGUCGGCCUUGCGUUAAAGAACAUAAUUGGUUAAGGAAAACUGUGAUAAAUAAAAAAGUAUAUCAGUUUCACUUAUUUGGUCAAAAUCAUUCCCUAAGUUCUAGACAUCAGCUGAAUCUGGUAAUGAAUGGUGUGACUUUUGAACAAGUUGAGGAAACUAAUUUGGCGUUACCUUUUAUUGUAAACUGUCAUGGUCAAAACAUAUAGAUAAAAUGGUUGUAAAGAUGGGGAGAGGUCUGUCCGCAAUAAAGAGAUGCUCUGCUUUUUUGAUACCACACUCCAAAAACCAAGUCCUGCAGGCUCUAGUUUUGUCUUAUCUUGAUUAUUGUCUAGUCGUGUGGUCGAGUGCUGCAAGGAAAGACCUAGUUAAGCUGCAGCUGGCCCAGAACAGAGCGGCACGACUUGCUCUUCAUUGUAAUCAGAGGGCUGAUAUAAGUACUAUGCAUACCAGUCACUCUUGGCUAAGAGUUGAGGAGAGACUGACUGCAUCACUUCUUCUUUUUAUAAGAAACAUUAAUGUGUUGAAAAUCCCAAAUUGUUUGCAUAGUCAAUUUACACACAGCUCUGACACACACACUUACCCGACCAGACAUGCCACCAGGGGUCUUUUCACAGUCCCCAAAUCCAGAACAAAUUCAAGAAAGCGUACAGUAUUAUUUAGAGCUAUAAUUUCCUGGAACUCCGUUCCAUCUCAUAUUGUUCAAAUGAACAGCAAACCUGGUUUCAAAAAUCAGAUUAAGCAACACCUCACGGCACAAUGCCUAUCCCCUAUUUGACCUAGAUAGUUUUUGUGUAUGUAUUGAUAUGUAUGCUACAUGUGCCGUUUGUUAAAAAAUAAAUAAAUAUUGAUGUAGUUCUGUCCCCGAGGUGUUCUUGUCUAUUAAUGUUCAGUAUAAUGUCAUGUUUCAUGUUUUGUGUCGGACCCCAGGAAGAGUAGCUGCUGCUUUUGCAACAGCUAAUGUGGAUCCUAAUAAAAAAACAAAUACCUAAUCACAGCCUGUUAUCAUGGCCUAGUCUACAGUAGUCAUAUUGAUGUGGAACAGUUUUAUAUAUUUGUAAGCCACAGGAGAGAUCGGAUAUCUAACUGACAGCAGGUGAAUUUUGACUUCAAUUACUUUACCUAUACGUCACGCUAUAGCUUUAGUAAUUUCAGACAAUGCAGCUAUAGUGACAUUGUUAUUGCUGUACCUGGUAAUUCAACACUAAUAACGUCUAUAUUAAAUUAACAGAAAGCCAAGCUGUGCAAAAGUCUGUCUGUUUCUUGCGAGACUGAUGAUGCUGAUGAUGCCGCAUUCACCUGCCCCACAACAACAACAGUAAAAAGGCCACGCGUAGACGAAUCCUUCAAUUCUAACGUUAGUGAAGGGUCGGAUAGUACUUUUAUUCUGGAUGAAACCAUCACAGACGCUGAGGACGGACAAGAAAGGUAUGCUAGCUCACCCUUGCUGUUGUAAUAUGUUUUCCUUGGUGUAAAUGUUUUGCCCUGGUCAUCUAAAAACUGUUUUGAGUAUUUGGCUUGCUAAACAAAGCCAAUUCUGUAAACAAAGCAUGAUAAUGGGAACGUGUUAGCAACAUUCCUAUAUAAUUGCCGACCAUCCUUCAGUGACAAUGCAAAAUAACAUUGCCUCGCAAAUGGGCUAGCUAGCUAGCUAGACACACAACGACCUGCAAAGUGUUUGUCUUGGCAUGUACUAGCUACAAGCUGCAUCGUCAAAAGAUUAUGCUAACUAACCCCAUUUACCUAUGGUAUCAUGAUGCCUAAUCACAUGAAGUAUAGUAGACCUGCACCCGCUAGCUAGGCUUUAUCACAGAUAGAACAUUAUGUUUAUGUAGCUAUUUGCUUGUUUCAGGUCAUCCCGAACCCUUGGCUACUAAGUACAUUGUCUAUGAAGACUGUCUCCUGCAGUUACUUCGUUCCUGCCCUGUAUGCUCCUGCACCUGUAGCCUUCAUAUAACCACCGUAGGCACCCUACUUAUUGUGAAGCAGAGCUGCCCUCAUUGUGAACACAAAAAGCAAUGGAGAAGUCAACCCUACAUUGCCAACACCAACCUCCCAGCUGGAAAUGUGCAUGUGUCAGCAGCCACAGCAUUCAGUGGUGGAUCCUUUGUCGAAAUCAAUAAGGUGGAUCUUUACUCACUUACCAAUAUUCAACUUGAUGCUAAUCUACAUUGCAUUGGUUUCUGAUGACCUGCCUUUUUCCAGUAAAUCUCAGCGCUGCAGGUGAAGACUAUCUGCUCAUCAACAUACUACGACCAUCUCAGCAAACUGCUAAAUCCCACUAUCUAUUGGCAGUGGAAGACUGACCCGAGGGUCUUCAUUCAGCUGGCUUCAGAGCAAGAUUCAGUGACACUUAAUGGGGACAUGAGAGCUGACCCACCAGGUAAGCACCACAUGUACCACACUACUAUAUAUCAGAAGGUCUUUAUGAUUUGCCCUUGUAGAGUAAACUGAGUGUACCGUCUCACCCCUAUAGGUCACGGUGCAACAUAUGGAAGCUAUACAUCAAUGUGCCUUACAACUAACAAAGUACUGGACCUCCAACUUGUUCAGGUGAGUUAUAAUUAUAUUUUAUUAUCUAUGUUCCAAAGCUGUAGAUAUGCGUUGCAGUAGGUUCAAAACCUUUUCUCCUCUAGAGCAGUGGCACCCAAACUGAGUUCACUCCCAAUUGUUUUAUUAUUAUUAUUCGUUUUUUUUAUGAACUCAGUUUCUCUUGAAAGUUGUAAUAGUAGAAUGCACUAGUAGAAUCCUCUUGUAAUGUCAGUCAUUGUGUACCUUAGAGCAGGGUUUCCCAAACUCGGUCCAGGGGCCUCCCCAGGGUGCACUAUAGAGCUGAUUCAAAUAACCAACUCCUCAUCAAGCUUUGAAUCAGCUGUGUAGUGCUACUGCACUGAUCUGGGGAAGGGUGCCAAAACAGGACCGAGUUUGGAAAACCCUGCCUUAGAGAACUAUUUAUAACUUGUCAGAAAUGUCCAGAUCAACUAGUCCAUGUCAGCUAAGGUUUUUUAGCUAGGUUUUUUAGCCCAUAGAUUUUGUUGUAAUGUUUGAGUCACUCAAAUAUCACAUGAAUACACAUUAGACAUGGCAAAAUGUAUAGAAUUGCACGAAAAUGAGCUUUAAAACCUGCAAAAUGUUAUCUCCGCCAACGAGGCGUGUGAACAGUUUGUUUCAUGAACAGUGCUUGUGCCCAAAGAAAUUGACGUGGUGCACGGAAUGUUCCCCAAUGCUGGAAGGGGGACCUGAGUGAAAAAGUUUGGGUACCCCUGCUCUAGAGCAGUGAAGUAGGCAACAGCAUCCGCAUGGAGAGGGAAGAAGUCUGCUAACACGUGACAUUAGGUAGGCCAUUGUUACUUUCAUUUUGAUGAUGGGCUGUUUUUCUAUACUUAAGUGAGAGGCUAAUCUGUAUAACAAAGUAGUCCUAAUGCCAGCCAUUUUGAGAUUUGUCCCUUAUCACACGUUAAUGCCUACUCUGUCUGUGUCCAGGCACAUCCAGGCUCUGUUGGCACAGGUGCCAGACAGUCUCUGCUCCAGCUACGCCAGAGAAAAGUGUUGCGGUGGCAAGACACAGGUCCAGGUUCAGUGGUGGUGAGGGGCAAUGAAGCCAGUGUAGUUUCCUGUCACAUCAGGGAACUCUGCACGGAUCCUGAGGACAAUGCAGGACGACACAAAUCCCUCUUCCCAAAUACUGCCAACACCAGCCAACAAAACUGUGAGAUGCAGUAUGUCUGUAAAUAG